Lindgomyces ingoldianus is the source of this 1950-nucleotide messenger RNA. RefSeq names its product ATP synthase F1, beta subunit. The coding region runs from base 37 to 1590 and encodes 517 amino acids. The transcript has 8 exons. Gene Ontology annotation, biological process: proton transmembrane transport; proton motive force-driven mitochondrial ATP synthesis. The record is from RefSeq and is a predicted model, not a curated record. Gene Ontology annotation, molecular function: ATP binding; ATP hydrolysis activity; proton-transporting ATP synthase activity, rotational mechanism. NCBI's taxonomy places the organism in Eukaryota, Fungi, Ascomycota, Dothideomycetes, Pleosporales, Lindgomycetaceae.
CCACUCCCGCCACUACCGCCUCGCACAUCUUUCACAAUGCUCAAGAGCGGCUUCCAGCGGUCGCUCCGAGCGUCCUUCCGCCGACCAGCCACGGUCCAGCGUGCCUUCCAGCCCAUCAAGAAGAACUUCGCCCCGGCGCUGUCGGCUCGGUUCGCAAGUACUGAUGCGGCGAAGGAUGGCAAGAUCCAUCAGGUCAUCGGUGCCGUCGUCGAUGUCAAGUUCGACACGGAGCAGCUCCCUCCCAUUCUCAAUGCCUUGACGACCGACAAUGGUGGCCAGAAGCUGGUUCUGGAGGUCGCGCAACAUUUGGGUGAGAAUGUCGUCAGGUGUAUUGCCAUGGACGGUACCGAGGGUCUCGUCCGAGGAUCAAUCGCUACCGACACUGGCUCCCCCAUCAUGAUUCCCGUCGGCCCUGGAACUCUUGGCCGUAUCAUGAACGUCACCGGUGACCCCAUUGAUGAGCGAGGUCCCAUUAAGCACACCAAGAAGCUUCCCAUCCACGCCGACCCCCCAGAGUUCACCGAGCAAUCUACGAGUGCCGAGGUGCUGGUUACCGGUAUCAAGGUCGUCGACCUGUUGGCUCCCUACGCCCGUGGUGGAAAGAUUGGACUGUUCGGAGGUGCCGGUGUCGGCAAGACUGUGUUCAUUCAGGAGCUGAUUAACAACAUUGCCAAGGCCCACGGUGGUUUCUCCGUGUUCACAGGUGUCGGCGAGCGAACCCGUGAGGGUAACGAUCUGUACCACGAAAUGCAGGAGACCUCUGUCAUUCAGCUCGAUGGAGAGUCUAAGGUCGCCCUAGUGUUCGGUCAGAUGAACGAACCCCCAGGUGCUCGUGCUCGUGUUGCUCUGACUGGUUUGACCGUCGCCGAGUAUUUCCGUGACGAGGAGGGUCAGGACGUGUUGCUCUUCAUUGACAACAUUUUCCGAUUCACCCAGGCAGGUUCCGAGGUGUCUGCUUUGCUUGGUCGUAUCCCAUCUGCCGUCGGUUACCAGCCCACGCUCGCCGUCGACAUGGGUGCUAUGCAGGAACGUAUCACUACCACCCAGAAGGGAUCCAUUACCUCCGUGCAAGCUGUCUACGUCCCCGCUGACGAUUUGACCGAUCCUGCUCCCGCCACCACAUUCGCCCAUUUGGACGCUACUACUGUGUUGUCUCGUGGUAUCUCUGAAUUGGGUAUCUAUCCCGCCGUCGACCCUCUCGACUCCAAGUCCCGUAUGUUGGAUCCACGUGUCGUCGGUGACGACCACUACGAGACCGCCACCCGUGUCCAGCAGAUGUUGCAAGAGUACAAGUCGCUCCAAGAUAUUAUUGCCAUUUUGGGAAUGGACGAAUUGUCGGAAGCAGACAAGUUGACUGUCGAGCGUGCUCGUAAGCUCCAGAGGUUCUUGAGUCAGCCUUUCACUGUUGCCCAGGUCUUCACGGGUAUUGAGGGCAAGCUUGUCGACCUUAAGGACACUAUCAGGUCGUUCAAGGCUAUCAUGAAUGGCGAGGGUGAUGACUUGCCAGAAGGUGCUUUCUACAUGGUGGGUGACUUCGAGUCGGCACGGGCCAAGGGUGAGAAGAUUCUCGCAGAACUCGAGAAGUCAUGAGCUGUGGGUGGCUGGCAAAAGUGAAGAACAAACCAGGCCAUGUGUUUGAAGACCACUCGUCGGCGGUACUCCCAAAGCCCUUUUUUGUACAAAAGAUCUUAAAAAUAUGGAGGACUUGGGGAGGAACACUUCGCUAGCGGGUGUCGUUGGAGGGACAUGGCUUCCUUGUGUAAUCUUAUCUCUCUCAAUCUUGCAUGCAAACGAUGCCGUUUUUCUCUCCUACUACUCUCCUACCUAUGCUAGACGUGUGGUCCUGAAUGGAAGGGGUUGGUUUGAUGUUUGACGUUUUCUUGUGUGUUAAAGAUGUCAUGUUUACUGUGAUUCUUACCUGAGCUGUGAUUACAAGUAUGAUGUUUCAUG